UCUCCAGGAUAAAGAUUCUGAUUCUGACCUCACUGAUGGCAACUUUUCCUAAUCUUUUUAUCUCAAUUAUGAAAGCUAAAUGCAUCUGAAUCUCAGAAUGGUGUACUACAGCAGUGGGAAUAUUUUAUUUGAGACUUAGUCAUCCACAGACACAGAAACAUCGGUCGAGGGGCUAGUUUUAUUGGCUGUGUAAAAUGUGUAUUCUUCUCUCAAGCAUUUGCCACCCACUGAUAUGGAGAUUUUAAGCCUGGCUUUAGUGAAAUGUGUUGUGGUUUUUCCCCCCUCUACACUGUCGCUUCAUAAAGUAAAUAUUGUGAACGUUCCAUUGUGUGCCCUAACUAAAGAGGUGUGCAAUUGUUAUGCUGCUGAUUUUACAUUCAAGCCCCCGGCCAUGGUCAGUUCACUUUUGAAAUGAGGAAGUUUUCUAACCGGUCGUGUUAGUUAUUUUAAACAUUGUUCACCACACUGCUCAGUCAUAAAGAACAGCGGGAGUGGCGGAGAUGGCAGGGAUUUGGCUCUCUCCGCGUCUUCUGCUGUGGAUUUUAGUGAUAGCUCAGACAGGUCAAACACAGACGACGACUACAAUUGCAUCUACGGCAGCUUUAAGUACACCAUCUAAAACUGAAUCAACAACUUCCACAACUCCGGUGACAACGGUCACAAUUCAAACACCACCUGCAACGACUGCUUACCCAUGGAUUAUAACCAAUUCAUCGACUAGGGCAGCUUUAAGUACAACAACAUCUACAACUGAUUCAACAACUUCCACAACUCCAGUGACAACGGACACUAUUCAAACAACACCUGCAACGACUGCUUACCCAUGGAUUAUAACAAAUUCAUCGAAUGCGGCCCUGCGCCUGGUCGACAGGCAGUACAGCUGCCAGGGACGGGUGGAGAUACUUCAGAAUGGCACAUGGGAGAGCGUAUGCUUCUAUUACCCAUCCAUUAGCUAUGCUGUGUGCCAGGAGUUGGGUUGUGGCCAAUCAAUAAAUUACAAUUAUUACUAUGUGGAAUGGUAUAAUACCGCGUGGACCGCCUCAUGCACCGGAUUAGAGAAAUCAAUGUCCCAGUGCACGCUGUCACGACAAAACCAGUACUGUAGUGGUGGAUACUGGGACCCAACAAAGAGCUACGUUUCAUGUUCAGCUGCAGGGCUCCGUCUGGUUGGAGGUGCCAAUCGCUGUGAGGGCCGCAUGGAAGUCUACAAGAAUGGCGUGUGGGGAGAGCUCUGCAGCUCCACUCUGAACAGAGACAUCGCAGACGGCAUUUGCCGUCUGCUGGGCUGUGGCUGGAGCCUUGCUUAUGGUAGUAACGUGUCGGCAUUUGGACUCGGACAGGGAACCAUCUUCCCAGACAACCUAUCCUCACCUGGCAACAGAAUAUAUGAUAACCUCGUGUACGGAACUAACAAUUGCAGCCUUUCACAGACAGCUGCCAUCAUUUGUGAAGCAUCCGGGAACAGAAACCAAUCGCUGAUCAUAACUGGACCAACGAAUGAUAUGAUUCAUCUGGUUGACCGUGAAAUGGAAUGUCAAGGUCGCGUGGAGAUAUUUAACAAUGGAGAAUGGGGAACAAUAUGCAGAAGCACUUCCUACAUGGGCAACGUUGCCUGCCGUGAAUUGGGAUGUGGAUAUGAAAUAUCAUCCACACGUUACAACACUCCGCUACCAGUGCCCACGUUGAGUGUUCAGUGCGACAUUGCUGCAAAUAAUAUAUCGGAAUGCAAUGUGACACCAAGAAAUAAGUAUGACUGUUUACAGGAAGGAUAUUACUACACUCUUUGCUCAGCGAAAGGACUCCGUCUUGUGGGUGGAACAAAUCGCUGUGAGGGCCGGGUGGCGAUUUCGAGAAAUGGUGUUUGGAAUGAAAUCUGUGAUUCAACUGUCGACACUCAAGAUGCAGACAUGAUUUGCCAUCUGCUCGACUGCGGUUGGAGUGUAGCUCGUGGAAUGAUGUCGCAGUUUGGUGUUGGAGCUGGAACAAUAUUGCCUGAUAAUUUAGUUUGCUCGCCUUAUCCGAAUCAAAUAUUUGACUGCUUGCAGAUUGGGACAAAUAAUUGCAGCCAACUUCAAACAGCAGCAAUAAUCUGCGAGGCUUCAGGGACUGCAAACCCUCAAGUGAUUGUCACCGAAACGGAAAAUGGAACAAUUCGGCUUGUGGAUCGUGAAAUGAAUUGCAGAGGCCGAGUAGAAAUAAAUAACAACGGCACCUGGGGCUCACUUUGUGACGCUGGCUGGACUUUAGGUGGUGCUGAUGUUGUGUGCCGACAAAUGCAAUGUGGGAAUGCUGUCGAUAACCAGGCCUACUAUGGCAAGGGCCCCAGCCCCAAGUGGACAGCCACGUGUGGGUCAUUGGAAGAUUCUCUCUUCAAGUGCACACUGACCGAAGGAAAUCCAAACUCUUGCACUCGGAUAUCAGAUGCCGGUGUUCAAUGUACAGGUGCAGGACUGCGUCUCGUGAGUGGAAGGAACCGCUGCGAGGGACGGGUAGAAGUCCUCAAGAGCUCUGUGUGGAGCGGAGUGUGCAGCUCCGCGUUGGACACUCACGGCGCAGAUACGAUCUGCCGUCUUCUGGGCUGUGGGUGGAGUUUGUCUCACGGGAGCUUGACCCAGUUUAUGAAUACGUCCGCGAGAGUCCUCUCGGACAACGUAGCGUGCGCAGCAUUCCCAAACACUAUAUUUGACUGCCUUCAAACAGGGACACAAAAUUGCAGCAAUAUGGAAACUGCCGCCGUAAUUUGCGAAGCUGCUGAACCUACAAGCCCACAAUUGAUCAUAACUGCAAGUAUAGAUGGAACAAUUCAGCUGGUGGAUCGAGACGUGAUGUGCCAGGGAAAGGUGGAAAUCUACAAUAACGGUUCUGCGAGCACUCUCUGCAGAGACAGUUGGGAUGAGAACCAAAGUGAGAUUGUGUGCCAGCAGUUGAAUUGUGGCAGCAGUGCACAGUUUGCCUACUACGGGAACGAGCAAUAUUACUUUGGCAUUGGCCGGGGGACUUCACAGAAUGCCCGGUGUGGAGGCACAGAGCAAGCGCUCACCGAUUGCACGCUGUCUCCGGAAAACUCCUUCACGUGUACCAACAAGGGGCCGGCCGGCGUUGUGUGUACCGCUGCAGGGCUCCGUCUGGUUGGAGGUGCCAAUCGCUGUGAGGGCCGCAUGGAAGUCUACAAGAAUGGCGUUUGGGGAGAGCUCUGCAGCUCCACUCUGAACAGAGACAUCGCAGAUGGCAUUUGCCAUCUGCUGGGCUGUGGCUGGAGUCUUGCUUAUGGUAGUAACGUGUCGACAUUUGGACUCGGACAGGGAACCAUCUUCCCAGACAACCUAUCCUCCAUUACUGGCAACAUAUUUUCAAGUCUCCAGUAUGGAACAAACAAUUGUAGCUAUGACCAGACAGCUGCCAUCAUUUGUGAAGCUGCUGGGACUGCCAACCAUUCUUUGUUUGUAACUGGAUCAACAAAUGGAAGAGUGCGUCUGGUGGACCGUGAAUUGGAAUGCCAGGGCCGCGUGGAGGUGUUUCACAAUGGCUCCUGGGGCACGUUGUGUGGCUCCAGCUGGGAUGUGUGUGGCGAGUUGCAAUGUGGAAGUCUCGCGAGUGCCAUCACGCACCAUGGCUUAUUGCAGCGUCCAACAUGGAACGCCUAUUGCAGUGGCAUGGAGCAGAGUCUUGCCGACUGCAACCUGAUGCCAGGAAACAAGUAUCAGUGUGCACAUAGUGGAUAUGCUGGCGUCGUUUGUUCAGCUGCUGGCGUUCGACUUCUGGGAGGCAACAGCAGCUGUGAGGGUUUGUUGGAGGUCUACAGGAACGGAGUCUGGGCCGGGCUUUGUAGCUCAGUGCUGGAUUACCAAGACGCCGAUGUGAUCUGCAGGUUUCUCCACUGCGGAAAAGCAUCGUUCGUUGGAAACACAACCGAGUUUGGCCUCGGAUCCACUUCUGUUCUUUCACAAAGCAUUGCUUGCGUUAAAACUGCAACUUCCAUCGGAAAUUGCAGUUGGGUUGACUCGGUACCGUGUCAUUAUACACAAGCGGCCUCUGUGAUUUGUGCAGUUCCUGUGGAGAAAACAAUAGUCUUUUCAGGAUAUGAUGGAGUCAUAUUGUCUAACAAUUUUACCAUGGAUGACAAGUCCCUGACCUAUACAUUUGUAAUACAAUCCAGAUCUCCAAAUGCAAUAAAAAUAAAGAUUGAGAACAUAAGCUUGCAAGAGAGCAACUCGUGCGUACUGCAACGGCUCGAGGUUUGGGAUGGACAGGUGAGCGAAGGCAAUUCCCUGGCUGUGCUCUGUGGGGGAGCCGCUGUUGGCCAACACAUCAAGUCCACUAAACAGGUCAUCUCCUUGGUGUUAAAGACAAGAGGACCGUUAGAUGGUCGAGGGUUCAACAUCAGCUACACCUCCAUUAAAGUCACAAGGCCUUCUGUACCCGUAACGUGUGGGACGACAUCAGUGCACACACAGAGUCCCUGGGUGGUUCAAAUGCAGAACGUGUACGGCUAUUCCUCUUGCAAUGGUGCGCUCAUUGGAAUUCGAUGGAUACUGACUUCUGCAACCUGUGUUUACAACCGACCAGUUUAUGAGUGGCGAGUGAAUUGGUUUGGAUACUUUGACAGCGGGUGGUGGGCGUGGUGGCAUUGGACCUGGUCUGGGAAUAUCGCAGUGGCGAAUAUAUUUGUGCACCCGAAGUACAAUGCCUCCCGCCCUGACUACGACAUAGCUCUGGUGGAGUUAAGUCAAAGCAUUCAGCCAACGGAGUACAUAAACCCGGCGUGUUUGCCAUACUUUUCUGAAGCCGUGCCUUUUUCCGGAAAAUACUGCUACCUUCACUCGACUUCAGGUAGAGAAAGUUUACCCUACAGCAUCAUCGACACGAACGAGUGCAAGUCUUUCCAGUUCAACAACAGCGGCAUCACCAGUCGGAUGAUCUGCACCCAGUCCGAACAAUGCAGGGAUAUGUCACCCCAAUUCCUGAUGUGUCAAGGUGUGGAUGGCCUGUGGUACGUGGCUGGAAUUGGCAAUCGUCUGGUGCGGUGUGAGCCCAACGGAAUAGAUCUACGCGCCUUCGCAAGGGUUCGGAAGUUUGUAGGCUUCAUUAAAGCAACCUCUGGCCUAGAAGCCUAUCAUCAAGUAUAACUACACACAGCAAACCACAUCAUGGGGUACGGAAGAGAAUGUGGGGCAAUUCAUCAACGAAUUUACUUUAAAUUGGUCACCUAAAUUUGGAGUUAAUCAAGUCAGUAAUUGCCGAUUGAACAUAACACUUUAAAUGAAUGGUGUAUUGAUCAUAAUCUAAAUUUUAUAUUUUACAAUCUUUUAAAAGAAAUGUUUAUUGAAUACUGUUGGGUUACAUGUAGUAUGGACCAAUUUUUUACAGUGGCCAUAAAACUAAGAAGUACAAACCAUUAAUUCUAAUUAUUUUAUUUUAAAUCAGUAACAUUUUUAAAAGUAACUGAGGUAAUAAUAUGUUGCUCGCGUCAAUGUGACGUUAUUUGGCGAGCCGUGUGUCACGUGUGCAAUAAGUGGAGGUGCAGGGUCACAGCGAUAGCCCUCGGUUGGGGUGGUUCGUCUUUAUUCUGUAGACGGGCCACAUGCAGCGCUUUCCACCGGGGGUAAGGUAGCGCAUUCCAGAUCUCACACACACCUUGAAUCAGCGCCACCUCAGCCACGAAGGGGUGUUGCUUGUGAUUACCUGCAAGAUACGGGGAAAACUCCCACCAUCUGAUAAAACAAUUCACGUUUCGCACACUCGCUAUUUUAAUCCCCACCCUUAGUUAUACUUUUGGCUGCUGGAGUUCAGUGUGGAGCCCCAAGUCCCACUGCUGCCCUCUAACCAGACCCAUCGCUUGUGAACUCACCAGGUGGGCCUCACCUGCCACCUCCACAGUCCACCAGGUGGCGACCCACACCAUCUCACCACAUCCCACUCCAUGCCGGACACCGCGACAACUCAAUGACACCAACAGUGCACAACAUCCACCAUUGCAGUCCACUGAUGCUUCACCCACAGCGAAAAGGUUCUCUUCCACAAUUUAGGUGUCGCUUAGUGGCACCUCCUCCUUGCCUCAGGGUAGCACCGAGGACGUCCUUCUGCUCCAUGCGCUUGGUCCCAACCCACUCUUCUGCCCUUGACCAUACUCCUGCCUUGACUCUGCUCCUGACGCCAACUCUAACCCACACAGGAAGUCCCUACCACUGAAAGGACCCCCCCCCCCCUCAGAUAGCCUAAAACAGACUCUUGGAGCAAGUGCUGUUAGC
This is a messenger RNA of Petromyzon marinus (sea lamprey), 6248 nucleotides long. RefSeq names its product scavenger receptor cysteine-rich domain-containing protein DMBT1-like. Gene Ontology annotation, biological process: proteolysis. The record is from RefSeq and is a predicted model, not a curated record. Gene Ontology annotation, cellular component: membrane. Lineage: Eukaryota; Metazoa; Chordata; Hyperoartia; Petromyzontiformes; Petromyzontidae. Gene Ontology annotation, molecular function: serine-type endopeptidase activity.